This is a messenger RNA of Brachypodium distachyon (stiff brome), 1592 nucleotides long. RefSeq lists its product as uncharacterized. The transcript is spliced from 7 exons. Bases 256 to 1305 code for a protein of 349 amino acids. NCBI's taxonomy places the organism in Eukaryota, Viridiplantae, Streptophyta, Magnoliopsida, Poales, Poaceae. The record is from RefSeq and is a predicted model, not a curated record.
AAAUCCAAACAGGCUCCCUGCCCAAACCGCUCAAGCCGACGGGCUGGUCAUUGAUCCAACGGCUUCAAGCUUCGAAGGUACCGGAUCGCACGGCAUAGCCCCCCUACGACGGAGCACGGCCGCGCACAGGCAGCGAACCACCAAAGCACCGUCCAGAUUCCAGAACCAGGAAACCCACGCCCACGCCCGCGCCCGCCGCCCCCAACCUCGCCGCCUCCUCUCGGCUCGCCAUCCUCGUCAGAGCCGCACUGCCCCAUGGCCUGCGCCGGCUCCGCGCGGAAGGUGUCGGCCGUGCUGUACCACUACCCGUGCCCGGACGGCGCAUUCGCUGCGCUCGCCGCCCACCUCUACUUCUCCGCCGCCGCCCUCCCCGUCCGCUUCUUCCCCAACACGGUCUACGAUCCCAUCAGGAGCGAUGGUCUUCCGUUUGAUGAAAUCAAAGAUGUUUACCUUCUUGACUUUGUGGGUCCUCCCGGUUUCGUUGCUGAUAUAGCCCCAAAGGUUGAAAGUGUAACAAUCCUAGACCAUCACAAGACUGCUAUGGAAAGUUUAUGUGGAAGUGCUGCCCUUGGACAAAAUGUCAAUAAGGUGAUUGACAUGCAACGCAGUGGAGCAACUAUUGCAUUCGACUUCUUUAGGAACAAGUUAUUGACGGAAGCUAGUAACUUACGGAAUCAUGGAAGUGGCAAUGCUGCAACUGAAGUGAAAUAUCUACCUGACAAUAAUCAUGAAAUGGUACAAAAGCUUUUCAAGUUUAUUGAGGAUGGAGAUCUUUGGAGGUGGACUAUUCCGAAUAGCAAGGCCUUUAGCAGUGGUCUCAAAGAUUUGGAUAUUGAAUUCAAUGUCAAUGCAAAUGGGAAGUUGUUUGAUCAGUUGCUGGAGCUGGAUCCUGAGCAAGUCAUUGCUCGGGGACAAGUGACAUUAUCGCAGAAGCAAAAAUUAAUUGAUGACUGUUUGGAGAAGUCCUAUGAAAUUGAACUAGGCUGUGGCAAGUUUGGGAAUUGUCUGGCUGUCAAUGCUGAUGCUAUUUCAAAGUUGAGAAGCGAACUCGGAAACCAGCUAGCUAACAAGAGUCGAAAUUUGAAUCUGAGAGGUAUUGGUGCUGUAGUUUAUAACGUCCCUGAGUUGAAUAAUGACCAGAUGCUAAAAAUAAGCCUAAGAAGUUUGGAACAAGAAGACACGACAUCUAUCUCUCAGGAAUACGGUGGCGGAGGACAUCGGAAUGCAAGCUCGUUUCUGUUGAGCGUUACAGAGUUUGAGAGGUGGAAGGUUGGAGCUGAACCUUCCAACACUAAAACUGCCUAGCGGUUUUCUCUAUUACUCUGUCAAUCGAGGAAGUCUUAAGGUUGAGAAGGAAGAAAAUACAGAAGGAUACAACAGAUGCGAGCAAGUUUUCUGUUUGGCAGCACAUUGUCAUGGAAAGGAGACCGCGGCAGAAAUGUCAGGAGACUUAUUCAGCAUUGUGCUGUCAUGAGAAUCAUGAUAUGCCUUGUUGUUUGAUACUGCUCAUGAAUAUGCUGGGAAGCAGCGCUUACUUUACAAAGUUUACUGAAACUUCUGCAUUUCUCACCGCAUAACUGUAUUUUUUUUUC